Messenger RNA from Botrytis sinoallii, 648 nucleotides. RefSeq lists its product as uncharacterized. NCBI's taxonomy places the organism in Eukaryota, Fungi, Ascomycota, Leotiomycetes, Helotiales, Sclerotiniaceae. Gene Ontology annotation, biological process: mitotic DNA replication initiation. The coding region runs from base 91 to 648 and encodes 185 amino acids. The transcript is spliced from 2 exons. Gene Ontology annotation, cellular component: GINS complex. The record is from RefSeq and is a predicted model, not a curated record.
GCCCAACAAAUCCUUGAAAAUUGAAGGUUAUAAUAUUAUGCGGGUUAGGUGAAGCUUAAGCUAUUUGCCGCAAAUCUGUGGCUUUUGAGAAUGGCCUACUACGAUAUUGACGCGAUCCUCACCGACGCCCAAAAAAUCCCAUGCACAUUCGAGCUUGAUGUUCCCUCUUUAGGAUAUCUUGACAACAACGCCGCUACCCCUUUAAAGAAGCACACGCGCGUCGAUCUUCCUCUAUGGCUCGCCGAACUACUUGCCGUUUCCUCCUCUCCAUCUUCCCAGAAGUCUCUCGUUACCCUUGAUCUACCUGCUUGUCUUGCGCCGCGGGUUCUCAAUGCAUUAAAAGCCGACCCUAAGAGUGUUGACUUGCGCAAUUUAGCACAAAACUUUUAUGGAUUGGGCGUGAGAGUUUUGGAGUUAUUCGAAGAGGAAGAGGUUUGCGACGUAUUGAUGGAGAGUUGGAGGACAAGAGCUGGUGAAAUCAGUGAUCAUGCUGGAAGUGGAAGUGUAGGACAGAGUAAUGGCAGAGGCGGAGGAGAAGGCGUGGAGUUCUUGAGAGGUUUGGAUGAGGCGGAACGCGGGUUAUUUAAGGCGGCACACGAGGGAUCCAAGGCUAUGGGGAAAUGGAUGGGCGAGGUGAAAAAGGGGUAG